AUGGUCAACUUGAGCUGGUAUUGGCAGGGUCAGGGCAACAUAAGUAAGAGCAUCGGGCCCCCAAGCCAAACCUACACCAAGAGCGUUCUUCGCGAGCAGUCCAUGACCUUCCGAAUGCUGGCAUUGCAAUCGGGCCUAAAGAGUGCAGCUUCCGACCAUGUCAGCACCUCAGGCUCAGGCAUCCUCCGCUUUCUCUCUCGCAUCCUUCCCGCCAACACCACUCGCCGCUGUUCAGCUUGCUGCACCGAGAUGUCUUCGCUUGACGCAACCAUCCACCCGGUUUUGAACUUCGAGGACAAGAAGAUUGUCCUUCCCGACCUCGUCUCCCACUGCAACUUCAAGCUUCGCGUCAGUCGACACCGAAAACGAAUUACUGGCGAGACCAAACGCUGGUUGUUCAAGGGCGACAAUCUUGUCGGCCCUGCGCGAAACAAGUACCAUGGAUUGAAAGCUGGCCUCCUCACCGCCAUGACUUACCCUGAUGCUGCAUACCCCCAAUUGCGUCUUUGCAACGACUUCCUCACAUAUCUGUUCCAUAUUGACAACCUCUCGGACGAUAUGGACAACCGAGGGACGUGGAGCACUGCGAAUGAAGUUCUUAACAGCCUCUAUCAUCCCUACACCUAUCAUGGCCAAGCGCGAGUUGGGAGGAUGACCAGAGAUUACUGGAGGCGGAUGAUUCUUACCGCCUCACCCGGCUCUCAACAACGUUUCAUCGAGACGUUUGACUUUUUCUUCCAAAGUGUCACACAACAAGCGAUUGAUCGCUUGACCGGAGAGAUACCUGACCUGGAGUCCUACAUCGCCCUUCGAAGGGAUACCUCUGGAUGCAAGCCAUGCUGGGCCUUGAUAGAAUACGCCAACAAUCUUGAUCUUCCGGACGAGGUCAUGGACCACCCUGUUGUCCGUAGUCUUGGAGAGGCCGCCAAUGAUCUUGUGACGUGGUCCAACGAUAUCUUUUCCUUCAAUGUCGAACAGUCCAAAGGCGAUACGCAUAACAUGAUCCCUGUGGUGAUGCAUCAAGAAGGCUUGGAUCUUCAGUCAGCUGUCGACUUUGUUGGCGAAAUGUUAGACCACACUAGCACUUGUUGUGGGCUGGAAUCUCCCUUGUGGUUGACACCACCACUGCGCAUUAGACGCAACGCCCCCAGGCUAUACCGGGUAUUCCUCUAG
Coprinopsis cinerea okayama7#130 is the source of this 1173-nucleotide messenger RNA. Its product is annotated as CND15p. The transcript is spliced from 10 exons. NCBI's taxonomy places the organism in Eukaryota, Fungi, Basidiomycota, Agaricomycetes, Agaricales, Psathyrellaceae. The coding region runs from base 1 to 1173 and encodes 390 amino acids. The record is from RefSeq and is a predicted model, not a curated record.